GAGAAGUUAGUCUGGAUUGGAGUUUACUUUGGAGCUGGUUUGGAGGCUGGGGCUUUGGAGGUGCCUGAACUAGGUUUGGCAGAAAUCUCUUUCUUCACCAACCCUGCAGAGGAAGAACAUUUCUCAACAGUGCCUUCUUUCUGCACCUAUUUUUCAAAUCCAAUAUAUUCAUUAAUAAUGAAUGCAUUUUUCAGCUUCAGCUUCAAGCAG
Sphenostylis stenocarpa is the source of this 210-nucleotide messenger RNA. Lineage: Eukaryota; Viridiplantae; Streptophyta; Magnoliopsida; Fabales; Fabaceae. The record is from the annotation of a GenBank genome assembly.